AUGUCCUCCUCCCAAGAACACCCCCACCGCUUCGUGGUCCUCGGCGCCGGCGUCAUCGGCCUCACCACCGCGCUGACCCUGAGGGCCGAGUACCCGGCGAGCAGCAUCGCCGUCCUGGCGGAGCACUUCCCCGGCGACUACCACGUGGACUACUGCUCCCCCUGGGCCGGGGGCAACUGGUGCUCCUCCGCCAACGACAACGGCCUCCUCGAGUCGUUUGACCGCGUCGCCUUCGACCGGUUCCGGGAGAUUGCCGAGACGACCCCCGAGGCCGGCAUCAAGCGCUCGCCGCUGAGGAUGAUCUUUGAUCAGCGGAUCGAGGACGCCGAGAUCCUCAGCAAGGGGACGGGGAAGCUCUGGUACGAAGACUUGGUCGGGGGCACGGUGCCGUUGAGAAAGGACGAGCUGCCGGACAAGGCCGUCUUCGGGAUCGACGUGCCGUCUACGUUUGUGAUUAACACGCAAAUCUAUCUGCAGUGGCUUCUCGAGCAAUGUAGAAACGGCAAGAUCGAUCUCGUGCGCCGCCGGAUCGCCCACAUCAGAGAGGCCCGCCUCACGCCCGACGUGGCCGCCGUCUUCAACUGCACCGGGCUGGGCUCCUACUCCCUCGGCGGCGUGGAGGACAAGUCCAUGUACCCGACCCGCGGCCAGACCAUCCUCGUCGAGCAGCCCAUCCGGCCCCUCGAGAGGAUGUACUUCCGCUCGCCGCGCCGCGUCGACAACGACACCACGUACGUCUUCCAGAGGCCGCUCGCCGGGGGCGUCGUGCUCGGCGGCUGCCGCCAGGACGGGAACUGGGACGGGGAGGUCGAUCCGGCGCUGGCCAAGACCAUCCUCGAGAGGUGCUGCGCCCUGGCCCCCGAGCUGGGCCGCCCGGAGGAUCUGAAAAUCAUCAAGCACGGCGUCGGGCUGAGGCCGAACCGCAAGGGUGGCCCGAGGAUCGAGGCCGAGAAGAGCGGUGCGGGCUUGGUGGUUCACAACUACGGAGCAUCCGGGGCAGGAUACCAGGCGUCGUGGGGAAUGGCGGCACACGCUGUUGGACUCGCAAAGGCAGAAAUUGGGCCAGGAAAGCUGCCGGCAAAACUCUAG
Messenger RNA from Colletotrichum higginsianum IMI 349063, 1089 nucleotides. Its product is annotated as FAD dependent oxidoreductase. The record is from RefSeq and is a predicted model, not a curated record. Gene Ontology annotation, molecular function: D-amino-acid oxidase activity; FAD binding. The coding region runs from base 1 to 1089 and encodes 362 amino acids. Lineage: Eukaryota; Fungi; Ascomycota; Sordariomycetes; Glomerellales; Glomerellaceae. The transcript is spliced from 3 exons.